AUGUUCGUUGCACAGAGCGAGAGCCCUCUUCUUAUUGUUGCGAUUUUUGUCACCGGGAUUGGUGGGACGUUCCAGUAUGGGUUUCAAAUUUCCGUUAUGACUUCACCCUCCUCUGUAAAUAACACAAGGGUUAAGGAUCUGGUGAACGCAACCUGUGAGCAGCGGUACGGUCUCUCCCUGGGACCCCAGGAGAUCAACCUCAUCUGGUCUUUCCUCGUCUCCGUGUUCUGCAUCGGGGGUCUCCUGGGGACUCUGUGUGCUGGAAAGCUAACGGCAGCAUACGGAAGGAAGAGAUGCCUGUUCUUGAACAACUUUGUGGCCAUUAGCGCCGCUGUGCUGAUGCUGCUCAGCAAAACGGCCAUGUCGUUUGAGAUGAUCCUUGUGGGACGAUUCCUGUAUGGCGUAAAUGCAGGUGUCAGUCUCAGUGUUCACACCAUGUACCUGGUGGAGUGCGCUCCCAAGAGGCUGCGGGGCAUGGUGGGCGUGUCUGUCGCAACCUUUAUCUCCCUGGGGAAGUUCUGUGGUCAGCUCCUGGGACUCAGUGAGCUGUUGGGGACAGAGACAGGCUGGCCUUGGCUCCUGGCGUUCUGCGGUGCCACGGCAACGCUCCAGCUCCUCUCCCUGCCCCUCCUUCCAGAGUCUCCCCGCUACCUGCUGCUGGACAGGGGCGACCGGCAGGGCUGUGAGAAAGCCCUCCGCAGGCUGUGGGGCAGCAGCAGGGACCAUGGCGGGGAGGUGGAGGAGAUGCUGCAGGAACACGCCGCCCAGCAGGGGGUCCGCACGCACACCGUGCUGCAGCUGCUCCUGGAGCGCAGCCUGCGGUGGCAGCUCGCCACGGUCCUCGUCACCUUCUCCGCCCUGCAGCUGUGUGGCAUCAACGCUGUGUACCUGUACUCCUUUGAUGUGUUCCGAGAGGCAGGUAUCCCCGCCCACCAGCUGCGCCACGUCGCCUUGGGAACGGGGCUGUGCGAGAUCUCCGUCUCCGUGGCUUGUGUGAUGGUGAUCGAGAGCACAGGGAAGAAGCUACUUCUCUUUAGAGGAUUACUCUGCAUGGCUGGCACCUUGGGGCUCCUGACCAUCACUCUUUACCUGCAGACUCAGGUCUCCUGGAUGCCGUACUGCAGCAUGGCCCUCAUCUUCCUCUUCAUCCUCUUCUUCUCCAGUGGACCUGCUGGAGUGACCGCCCCCCUGCCCGGUGAGAUCUUCACCCAGUCCUUUAAACCCGCAGCCUUCACCGUAGCGUGCACCCUCAACUGGACUGGCCUCUUCCUCCUGGGCAUGCUCUUCCCUCUCAUAGUGGAGUAUCUGGAUUACUUUUGUUUUCUCAUCUUCCUCUGUGUCAGCCUUCUCUCUGGGCUGUUUGUGUGGUACAACGUUCCCGAGACCAAGAACCGCACUGUCCUGGAGAUCACGGCAGACUACCACAGGAUGCAUUCUAAAACAGGACUGCCUGAGGAGGACAAACACAAACAGCCUGAGGCCACUGGCACAGUGACUUCAUGUACAACCACCAAACUCUAACCAAAGAUCAUUUGAUUUGUAGAUUGCGUGUAACUGUCUGAUAACACAAGGGUUAACUCAAGCUUUUUAGGUUUUCUGGCUGAACCACAAAUCAAUACUUAUGUCUACUCUGGACAGGAUAUUCAGGAGGGGUUAUUGGGAUUUUCAGGGGUUUGACUCUUGACAUUGAUUAGAUGUUAUUGCUACACCCAGCCAUAAAGACAGGGAUAGCUACACCCAUGGUCGAGUUACAUUACUGGACAAGAUCAGGUUGUGCUUAAGUUUCAGUGAUAAGAAUUUCGCCUUUUGCUGUCUGAACUGUACCAAAUAUCUACGGGCAAAAAUAAAAUAAUUAACA
Molecule: messenger RNA, 1858 nt
Organism: Osmerus eperlanus (European smelt)
Lineage: Eukaryota; Metazoa; Chordata; Actinopteri; Osmeriformes; Osmeridae
Gene: slc2a11l
Product: solute carrier family 2 member 11, like
Exons: 12
Coding region: 1-1521 (506 amino acids)
Biological process (GO): monosaccharide transmembrane transport
Cellular component (GO): plasma membrane
Molecular function (GO): hexose transmembrane transporter activity
Source: RefSeq, a predicted model, not a curated record